This is a messenger RNA of Heterobilharzia americana, 786 nucleotides long. Lineage: Eukaryota; Metazoa; Platyhelminthes; Trematoda; Strigeidida; Schistosomatidae. The record is from the annotation of a GenBank genome assembly.
AUGACGCUACGUUGUGGUUCAUUUUUCAGCCGUACACAUAAUGGUCUAUUGAAUUCACCAUAUCAGUCAGAUGUUAGUCAAUCAGCUCCAAGUAGUCCAACAAUUGAUACAUAUGAAACACUGCCAUUGGUACCAAAUGCCGCAUCAAUUGCUCGAGUUCCUGUCUCACUUCCUGUUGACCCCAGUCAAUUGCGUACAACACUUUGUACAAAUUCAUUUCAAAGUUCACAUAAAAAUGACUCCCAUAAUCAGUUUGAAAGAAAAAGUACCACCAAUGGUACUUCAGAAAGAUGUUCUGAGUCCAUGCUUCUAUGCUUGAUGCAGCGUCUUGGAGUAGAGUCUGUUUGGCCAUGUCUAUUGGAACACGGUGUAGCAGAUGUGAAACGACUCAGUAGAUUGACUAGGAAUGAAUUAAUUGAAAUGGGUGUUACAGACGCUGAGACAAGAGCUACCUUAAUGACAGCUGCUCAAUUGUUAACCGAUUCAUGGUUGAAUCCUGCAUUAUUUCACAAAGCGUUGAAUAAACCAAAUUUAAAGAAUACAAAUGAUAUGUUAGAGAUACAGAAUUUACAUGAUUCUGGCAUUUCAAGUGGGACAGAUAUUGGGGGUUCAUAUUCAUCACAAAAACCUCAAACUGUAAAUUUUUUGCAACAUUCUACUGACUUGUCAACAGAUCAUUUCAAAGGGAUUUCACUAUGUCAAACAGACCAAACGGAACAGAAUCCAACAAGAUGGAAUUACAGUCGUAAACAGUGUAAUACUGGACAAAUUCACCAGCUAGAAUAA